Paraphaeosphaeria sporulosa is the source of this 942-nucleotide messenger RNA. RefSeq lists its product as uncharacterized. The transcript is spliced from 3 exons. Lineage: Eukaryota; Fungi; Ascomycota; Dothideomycetes; Pleosporales; Didymosphaeriaceae. The record is from RefSeq and is a predicted model, not a curated record. Bases 51 to 587 code for a protein of 178 amino acids.
CAUCCAGCCAUCCAUGAUAUCCCAACUCCACCAAAACAGACGGUAGCCAUAUGCAUCACGUUUUCUUUCCAGCGCUAGCUUGGAUCGCCUUUCUCGCGCGCGUGUGGUCGCGAUUGAGGAUUACUCGCAGUUGGGGCUUGGAUGACUGGUUCAUGGUGCUUGCCGCACUAUGUUCUGUCCUAUUCACGCCCUUUUUCUAUGUGUACAUCAAGCUUGGUUACUUUGGCUGGCAUCAAGAAGAUGUACCGAAAGACUAUGAUCCAUCUCCUGGACUAUUUUAUUUCUACAUUGCACAGCUGUUCUAUAAUCCGAUUUUAGCACUAGUAAAGUGCUCGAUCCUCGUCUUUAUCCUGCAUAUCGGACGCACGCGCAAAGGCCUUCCAUGGAUGGUCUACAGUGUUUUGACACUCACUGUACUUCACGCCGUCGGGUUUUUCUUCGCGGUGCUAUUGUCGUGCGUUCCAAUCAAGGCAAUCUGGACCCCGGGUUUGAAACCAAGUGCUGAAUGCAUCGACAACUCGUUUCACAUCAUCAUCUCUGGCGUUACCGUGAUGACCGAUAUUUUGGUUCUUGCCCUUCCUUUCUAAGUUUUCUUGGGAUUGCAAAUACGUCGCCGUACAUGCAUUGCAGUCUUGUGCUGUUUUGGCUUUGGAGCUGUGUAAGUACUUCCCGGCUCCUGUUUGAAUACCAAUUUACUGACGAACAUGGUCACAGCGUCACCGCGGUCAGCAUCGCCCGUAUUGUGUCACUCGUCCAGUUGUUCUAUUUUCCCAGCGGUGGCGACCCCUUCUACGACAUCAAGAUCACAUACUCAAUCGUUGAGCCAAACGUCGCCAUUGCCACGGCUUGCGCACCUGCAUUAUGGCCCAUGUUCAAGCACUACUUCGAUACUGUUGCGAAGUCGUCUGCCCGAGGCACUUAUGGUGACACCUAUCAUACGGG